Messenger RNA from Acanthosepion pharaonis, 690 nucleotides. The record is from the annotation of a GenBank genome assembly. Lineage: Eukaryota; Metazoa; Mollusca; Cephalopoda; Sepiida; Sepiidae.
AUGCUUUCUUUCUUUUUUAUGUUUUCUUCUUUCUUUCUUUCUUUCUUUCUUUCUUUCUUUCUUUCUUUCUUUUUUUCUCAUUUCCUUCUUGUUUUCUAUCGCAUUUUCUUUCUUAUUUACUUCAUUUCUUAUGUUAUGUUACUUUAUCUCAUUCUAUAUCAUUCACUUCUUUCUUUCUUUCUUUCUUUCUUUCUUUCUUUCUUUCUUUCUUUCUUUGUCUUUCUAGUUUCUCUUUUUUCCUCCCAACCUCCUUUUUCUUUGCACACAUUUUGCUUUGAAAUUCUUUUUUUAUCGCUUCCAUCUUUCAUGUUAAUAUUUGCAUACUUAUUACCUGAUUCCUUCGUCUGCACUUGGUGGAAUUCCUUGCUUAUAGAUCGUUCUUUGCUUCUUUUUUCUUUCUUUCUUUCUUUCUUUCUUUCUUUCUUUCUUUCUUUCUUUCGUCUCAUUCAUUCACUCUUCCUUCCUACCUUCUUUCUUUCUUUCUUUCUUUCUUUCUUUCUUUCUUUCUUUCUUUCUUCAUCUAACAAUUAUGCUUUCUUUCUUCAAUUUUGCGUAUUUUAUAAUUUUUCCCUUAUUUCUCUUCCAUGUCAUGUAAUUUAUCCAGUCAUUCAUUCACUUAUCCAUCCUUCAUUCCGUUGUUUGUUUGUUUGUUUGUUUCUUUCUUUCUUUCUUCAUUUACGACAGUUAUGA